CGGACCGCUGCGCGUGCGCUGAGAGCCCAGACUGAGGCGUGGAUGUUAGCGGCUGCCGUGGUUCUUCAAUGGCUGCGUGUUUUAAACUGAACUUGCAGUGUCGGACUAGUUGCGAGUUGCGUGUCCUCGUGGCCCUUCCAUAGAGGACGUGUCAAGGGGGAGGUUUUUCGUGUCGUGGGUUGCCACAUUCAUGGGAAAGUGACUGUCUCGGCGUUCCCGUGUCCUCAAGAAAGCCGCUAGCAAACAAGCACGAAGCGGGCCGCAGCGGGCCGAGCGGCCUAAGCUCUGAAGGGCGAACUGGCGCCCGAUGGCCGGGGCGUGGGAAGGAAGCCGGGCCCGGGAGGGUCCCGCUCGACGUCCGGGCAGCCGCGGCGGAGGCGUGCCCGGGGACGCUCGGCCCACGCAUGCGCGAGCCCGGCUCUGCGCACGCGUGACGGGCCGCGCUGCGCCUCUCUGCCGCGCCGCUAGAAGGAAGGGCUCCGGGGCUAAGGUUGCUGGAGACUUACCUGUGCUCCGGCAGUGUAGCAGGCGUGGCCCGCACAAUGGGAAGUCCUCCAACUCCUCUGUAUCCCUGGACAGAAUGCCCUCUGAAGUUUUGCUGAAUAUAUUUUCCUACUUGGAUGUUGUGAGCUUGCUGUGCACUGGAUGUGUGAGCAGACGCUUUUAUCAGCUGGCCAGUGACAAUUUAAUUUGGAUCAGAAUCUACUCAGCUACAUUCCCAUCAAAAAGAUCAUAUUGGAAAAUUGCUUCAGUGGACGAGACAGCUGCAUCUGUGAGCUCCCUCUCAGUUGAGGAAAAAGAAGUUGGAUACUGGAAGAGAGAAUACAUUACAAAGCAAAUCUCAUUUGUGAAAGCAAGACUAGCCCAUAUUCUCAAACCUGUCAACCCCUACACAGGUCUUCCUGUGAAGACCAAAGAGGCCCUCAGAAUCUCUGGCUUAGGUUGGACACUUAUAUUAAGAGAAAAAAGUGGGAAAGAGCACAUCGUUCCGCAUGCUGAUCUUUCCUUAAAUGACACGUCUGUCACUGUUGUAUGGUAUCGCACAGAUUGGCCACAUCUAGCCACAUUGUCCACCCUGGAUCUGUGUGGAGUGACACCAGUUUUUAUGGAGCAGUAUAAAGCCCCUGACCCAAAUGGACCACGAUGGCUGUCUUUAAUUGCAAAGUAUGAGCUGACUCAUUUAAGCAAGACUACCAUGAUUGGCUGGGACAGACUUGUUCGGAUAUUCUGUCUAAAUCCUGGCCUCCUGGUGGGGCUGUGGCAGAAGGAGGACGGACUGGCUUUUGUCAUGGCAACUCUUCAUUUCCAUCACCUUGUGGAGAAGAGCACACUAGGCUCCGCCACUCUUCCCUACGUGCUGCCUCCUCACAGUCCGUCUGUGGAUGACAGCCCGGAGUACGGACUGCAAGGCUACCAGCUCCACAUUGACAUGCAUGGCGGUGGGAUCUUCUACCUGUGUAGCACGUUUCGCAAUCUCUUCUCCAGGAAAGGGUGCAUUGACAAUGGAUAUGUGAAGUUCAAGGUGAUAAGUUUAAAAAAUAACAGAGAGCACCUACCUCUUAUUGGAAAAGUUGGCCUUGCAUGGAGAACUAAUGUUUUUGAUGGCUUUAUUGAGAGCUGCUCCAUACUGGACGUGACCCUGUUGGAUGAGCACAGGAAGCCCUUGUGGUGCGUGAGCUCUCCCGUGCGUGUGGCAUCUGCUGCCUGCCCCUUGGACGGCCCCACCUUCCUGGGGCACACUUACUAUGUCAGCUACAUGGACCCAGAGGGAGGCGUGCAUGCGGAGCUGGUGUGGAUUGAAGAGACGGAGGAGUACUUCCUCAUCAGCCUGGUCCUCUACCUCAGCGUGGCGAAAAUAAACCAGUGGUUUGGGACCAAGUACUGAGCUUGCUAGUGGGCAGCGAGUCUUGUUAUGGUGAGCUGUUUACUGUUACAACUGUUCGUGCUGAAAGUUAAAAUAAAGGGUGCCCAUGGUGGUUU
Psammomys obesus (fat sand rat) is the source of this 1980-nucleotide messenger RNA. It is a transcript of the gene Fbxo15, whose product is annotated as F-box protein 15. NCBI's taxonomy places the organism in Eukaryota, Metazoa, Chordata, Mammalia, Rodentia, Muridae. The coding region runs from base 308 to 1885 and encodes 525 amino acids. The transcript is spliced from 10 exons. Gene Ontology annotation, molecular function: protein binding. The record is from RefSeq and is a predicted model, not a curated record.